Molecule: messenger RNA, 4308 nt
Organism: Pseudozyma flocculosa PF-1
Lineage: Eukaryota; Fungi; Basidiomycota; Ustilaginomycetes; Ustilaginales; Ustilaginaceae
Exons: 3
Coding region: 1-4308 (1435 amino acids)
Cellular component (GO): mitochondrial outer membrane; cytosol; nucleus
Molecular function (GO): protein binding
Source: RefSeq, a predicted model, not a curated record
AUGGCGACCAUCAAGAACGAUCUCGGGGAGGACAUCCUCCCCGGCUACAAGGGCAACCUCUCCGAUGACCAGCAGAAGUCGCUCCGCGAAAUGUACCGGAGGCUGUUUGAGCUCUUUGAGAAGAACAAGGAGGUCUCGGCCGAGGUCGACCGCAAGGGAGGUCCCGCCGCCGUCGCCGCCAAGGGCGAGUCGUCGGCACCGCCGAAGAACGAAAAGGACGCCGGCAAGGACAUCCCCAAGGACGACAAAGCCAAGGAGGAGGCCAAGAGGCAGGAGGAGCUCAAGGAGAUGAACGAGUUCAUCGACAAGUACGGUGGCCCCAUCCUCCAGAGGACGGCGUGGGAGUUUACAAAGAUGGACCACAUGGACACGUCGCUGCUCCGCUUCCUCCGAGCGAGAAAGUGGGACAUUGACCGGGCCCUGGCGAUGCUGGCCGCGGCGUGCAAGUUCCGCCUAGAGAAGGACGUCGCCGGCAUCAUCUUCAAGGGAGAGGAGGGCCUCCAGGACGUCCCCGGCUUCCUCAACCAGUUCCGUCGCGGCAUCUCGUACAUCAAGGGCAACAGCACCAAGGGAGAGCAUCCCAUCUACUUUAUCCACGUCGCGCGCCACUUCACCAGCGCGCAGAAGCAUGAGGUGCUCCAGCAGUUUGUCUUGCUGGCCAUGGAGAACGCGAGGCAGCUGACGACGCCGCCCUAUGAAAAGGCGGUCGUCGUGUUCGACCUCUCGGGCUUCGGCCUCAAGAACAUGGACUGGCAGUGCGUCCUGUUCCUGGUCAAGUGCCUCGAGGCCUACUAUCCCGAGUCACUCCAGCGCAUCUACGUCCACAGCGCCCCCUGGAUCUUCAAGGGCAUCUGGCAGGUGCUCCAGCCCAUGCUGGACCCCGUCGUGCGCGACAAGAUCAAGUUUAGCAGCAAGGCCAAGGACGUCGAGGACCUGAUUGCGCCCGAGAAGCUGCGCAAGGGCAUGGGCGGCACCAUGGACUGGGACUGGGACUACAUUGAGCCGCAGCCCGACGAGAACAAGCUGCUCAAGGACAAGGCGACGCGCGAAAAGAUCGAGGCCGAGUACCGCGAGCUCGCCGACGAGUUCGAGGAGGUCACCAAGAAGUGGAUGACCGAGGGCAGCAAGGACGAGGACACGCCGGAGCUCUCGUACCGCCGCGAGGUCCUCGCCAAGCAGAUCCGCCUCAAGAUCUACCAGCUCGCCCCCUACACGCGUGCCCGCAACGUCUACAACCGCGCCGGCAUCCUCAAGGACGACGGCUCCUUCCACUGGGACUAUCCGCAGGUCAACGGCAAGAUGGUCUCGCAGGACGUCAACACCCGCCACUGCUACGGCGCCCUCAUCAAGUGGCUCCAGGACCACAACGAAGACACCCUCGAGGACUCGAUCGGGCACCAGAAGCUCGCAGAGUUCUCCACCGACGGGUCCAUCAAGAAGUCGUAUGGCGGCGGCGGCGGCGCCAAGGCGGGCGGCGGCGACGACGCCGACAAGAAGAAGAAGAAGUCCAAGGCCGGCAAGGAGGAGGAGGCCGCCGCCGCGGGUGCCGCUGCCGGCGCUGCCGCGGGUGCCGGCGCCGCUGCUGCUGCGUCGUCCAAGAGCAACGGCGACUCGAAGCUGAGCAAGAGCAAGAGCAAGAAGAAGGCCAAAGAGCCCGAGCCGGAACCGGAGCCGGAGUCCGAGUCGUCCACAUCCGAGUCCGAGUCUGAGCCCGAGCCCGCGCCAGCACCUGCGCCAAAGAAGAAGAAGUCGGCGUCCAAGGCCACGCCCAAGGUGGCUGCCCGCAAGCUUCCGAGCGACGACGAGGCCUCGGACGACGACCACCACGAUGACGACGACAAGCCGCAGACCUACACGGGGGCCGCGAUGGGCGCCGUCACGGGCGUCGCCGCCGGUGCUGCCGCCGCCGCGGGAGCCGGCCUCAGCUACCUCACCGGCUCCUCCAAGAAUGGCCAGGCCGCUAACGGCAGCGCUCGCGGCGCGCCCAGCACCGCCUCGCACCAGGACGACGACGACUACGCUUCGGCCAACGAGCAGGACCACUAUCCGGAUGAGGACCCCGAGUUUGACGAGGAGGAGGAGUUCGACGACCAGGCCUCGGACUACUCGGACGAGUCCAUCACGCCCGAGACGGCCGUCGUCCCGAGCUACAUCCAGAGCAAGAAUGUGUCUGCGUCCAACUGCCGCAUCGACGACAACGACUGCCGCGAGGACCUGGCCGUGGUGCGCGAGGCCAUGGCCCUCUUCCUCAACUCGAGGAUGAAGGAGGCCGAGGAGCUCUGCAUCGAAGGCGCAGGCACCCGCCUCUACAAGGCCGAGGGCAUGGCGCUCAUCAAUGCCGUCAAGUCGAUCCUCACCUUUGAGCCCGAGGACUUUGAGUCGGCCAUCCUCUGCUGCAAGCACUCGAUGAACAUCGCGUCGUGCCUGCGCAAGAAGCAGGGCACCAUCAACAAGCUCAUGGGCGGCAACAAGAUGUCCAACUUCCGCUCCAUGAGCCUCGUCCAGCUCCACGCCGAGCUCGUCUACGCCGAGUCGCAGCUGCUCAAGUCGGUGCUCGGCAUCUUCUACUCGGGCGACAGCAUCGCCUUUGUCAAGCAAGCCUUUAGCCUCCGCGCCGCCUACUUUACCAUGCGCGAACUGUUCAAGUUUGUCGAGCAGACCGACGCCGAAGCCGAGGAGGCCCAGAUCUCCAACAAGCGCUCCAACCACCCGACCAUCGACCAGGACUUCCGCUCGGGCGUCUACCUCGGCAACGGUCUCUGCUCGCUCGUGCUGUCGAUGCUGCCCACCAAGAUGCUCAAGAUGAUGGAGGGCUUCGGCUUCGUCGGCGACCGCAAGUUUUCGCUCGACCUCUUUGCGCGUGCCGGCGGCUGGAGCAAGAACAAGCCUCUGCCCACCAUCUCGGCCGACGAGGAGGGUGUGCGCCGCCCGCUCUGCGACAUUGCCAUCCUCACCUACCACCUCGUCAUCUCGAGCUACAUCCCCGUCUCGGACGUCGACUUUGAGUUCGCCGACAAGGUGCUCUCGUGGAACCUGGUGCGCUACCCCAACGGCAUCUUCUUCCUCUUCUUCAGCGCCCGCCUCUACGCCGCCCAGGCGCUGCCGGAAAAGGCGAUCGAGUACUUCCGCAACUCGAUCGAGAGCCAGCGCGAGUACAAGCAGCUCCACCACCUGUGCUUCUGGGACCUCUCGCUCACCUACCUCUGCACCUGCGACUUUGCGCGCGCCUACGAGUGCUACGACGUGCUGUCGCGCGAGUCCAACUGGUCCAAGGCCAUCUACCAGUACGCCAAGGCCGUCAUGCUCUACGAGACGGGCAUGGACGACCGCGCCAAGAGCGCCACCAUCAUGCGCACGGUGGCCAAGCUCACCAAGAAGGUGGCGGGCCGCCAGAUCCCCUUCGAGACCUUCGUCGCCGUCAAGGCCAAGAAGUACAUUGCGCAGCAGAACCGGCUGCCGCUGCCGGGCCUCGAGUUCUCUUACCUGUGGCACUGCAUCGGCCAGACGCCCGUCUUCCUGCUGGUGGAAAACACGCUGACGCGGAUCGACGAGUUCAUCGACGAGCUCGAGUCGUACGAGAACCCCAAGUCGUACGGCACGGGCGAAAACGAGUACUGGUCGUCGUACUGCCUCGCCUUCUUCCUGCGCGGCGUUGCGCUGCGGUUCGUGGCGUACCCGGAGCCGCAGACGCUGGUGCGCCUGCCGGCCGAGGAUUCGGUAGGCCCGAUCGAGGAGAUCCAGGCCGACGCCAUCCAGUCGUUCAACAAGGUAUUUGAGAACGGCCACCGCCUCGACGAGGUGGACCGCUACCUCGUCUACUUUGCCCACUACGAGCUCGGACGCCUGCGCAGCUGCAUGGGCCAGGACAAUGCCGCCAAGGACGAGUUCCGCAAGGUGCUGUCGGGCAAGCCGCUCGAGGCCAAGGGCAAGGGCGGCCUGACGGGCAGCGGCAAGGCCAACUACCUGCUGAGCAACAUGUGCCAGGUGCGCGCCCACGCCGCCAUGGAGACGAUGCGCGUCCAGCGCAACCGUUCGCGCGGCUCGUUCUUCAGCGGCGUCAAUGGUUCGCUGGCCAGCCAGAGCAUCGGCGGCUCGGUCUCGACGCGCUCCAACUCGCUGGCCUCGGGCACGAGCCGCAGCAUGAUGUCGAGGGCGACGACGCAGUCGAGCCGCUCGCGCGGCAGCAUCAAGAGCGGCCGCGGCUACGACGACGACGUCGAGUACGCCGGCGGCAGCGGCGCGCACCCCCAGCGCUCGCGGUCGACGACCAACCGAUCUGCGGGCACCGACUACUCUCGCCGCCGAUAG